Molecule: messenger RNA, 2813 nt
Organism: Myotis myotis
Lineage: Eukaryota; Metazoa; Chordata; Mammalia; Chiroptera; Vespertilionidae
Gene: NLRP10
Product: NLR family pyrin domain containing 10
Exons: 3
Coding region: 319-2229 (636 amino acids)
Biological process (GO): positive regulation of inflammatory response
Cellular component (GO): cytoplasm
Source: RefSeq, a predicted model, not a curated record
UUCUGACUGUUUCCACCCUUGGCCUCUGUCUCUGUUGUCUCCAUCCCUUCCUUUUUGGGCUUCAACUGUACCAGAUGUCAGUUCUGCCCACAGCCAGGCCAGGGUUAACAGGGAGGGAGAUCUCAUUUCAUUUCCUGCCUCCACCCUCCAAUUAAAAUUAGUCCUUUUGCAUCUCAUUUCUACUUCCUUCAGGUGUGUGUCUCAGUCCCCAGAUCAGUGAUCUCCAGGCCUGGAGCCUUCUAGGGGAGUCGGACCCCGACCCGGACCCGAGAGCCUUCCCAGUCACAGGUCUGAACUUGACCCUUCACACCAAGUACCAUGGCCCUGGCCCUGACCAGCAACCCACAGGAGGCAUUGCUUUUGGCCUUGAGUGAACUUGAUGAAAAUGACUUGAAGACAUUAAAAUUCCACUUACGGGACAGAUCCCUGCUUGGGGGCCAGGGGCUGGCCCGAGGGGAGCUGGAGGGCCUGAGUCGGGUGGACCUGGCUUCUCGGCUGGUUUUGAGGUACGGAGCGCAGGAGGCUGUGAAAGUGGUGUGCAAGGUGCUGCAGGUCAUGAACCUGUUAGAACUCGUGGACCAGCUCAGCCACAUCUGUCUAAAUGAUUACAGAGAAACAUACCGAGAGUACGUACGCUGCCUGGAGGAGAGACAAGAAGAGGGAGUCAGCCGCACCUACAACCAGCUGCUCCUGGUGGCCACUGCCAGCCCGGGAAGCCCUGAGCCUGAGCAGGAGCAGGGCUCUGUCACAGUGGAGGCUCUGUUUGAUCCGAAGGAGAUGCCGACUCCAGGCCCGGCCACAGUGGUGCUGCAGGGAUCCGCUGGCACAGGCAAGACAACACUGGCAAGAAAAAUGGUGCUGGACUGGGCCACUGGCGAGCUGUACAAAGACCGGUUUGAUUAUGUCUUUUACGUGAGCUGCAGAGAAGUGGUCCUGCUGCCGGAGGGCACGCUGGACCAGCUCCUCCUCUGGUGCUGCGGGGACAGUAAGGCGCCCGUCACCGAGAUCCGGAGGCAGCCCGAGCGGCUCCUGUUCAUCCUGGACGGCUACGACGAGCUGCAAAGGCCCUUUGCCAAGAGGCUGAGGAGGCCGGGGCCCAGCCCCGCGCAGGACACGCUGCGCCGGCUCAUCCGGAGAGAGGUACUGCCCACGUGCUCCCUGCUCAUCACCACGCGGCCCCUGGCUCUGCGGAACCUGAAGUCCUUGCUCAGACAACCGCGCCAUGUCCACGUCCAAGGCUUCUCUGAGGAAUCGAGGGAGAAGUAUGUCCAGUCCUAUUUCACAGAUGGGGAGCAAGCCCAGAAGGCCUUUGACUUCAUACGUGGAAAUGACGUUCUCUACCAAGCAUGUCUGGUUCCAGGCAUCUGCUGGGUGGUCUGCUCCUGGCUGAAGGGGCAGAUGGAGAGAGGCGGGGAGGUCUCGGAGACUCCCAGUAGUGGCACCGACAUCUUCAUGGCCUACGUCUCCACCUUCCUGCCGCCCAGUGACAACGAGGAUCCCUCUGAGCUCACCCGAGACAGGGUCCUGAGGGGUCUGUGCUCCUUGGCAGCCGAGGGGAUCCAGCACCAGAGGUUCCUGUUUGAAGAAGCUGACCUCAGGAAGCACAGCUUAGAUGGGCCCAGCCUGGCUGCUUUCCUGAGCAGCCAGGAUUACCAAGAGGGGCUUGACAUCAAGAAGUUCUACAGCUUCCGCCACAUCAGCUUCCAGGAGUUUUUUCACGCCAUGUCCUACCUGGUGAGAGAGGACCAGAGCCAGCUGGGGGAAGAGUCCCUCAGGGAGGUGAACAGGCUGCUGGGUGACAGGGAGCAGGCGGCGGGGGAGGAGAUGACCCUCAGCAUGCAGUUUCUAUUGGACAUAUCGAAAAAAGAGAGCUCCUCCAACUUGGAGCUCACGUUCUGCUUCAAAAUCUCCCCCUCGAUAAAGCAGGAUCUGAAGAAUUUCAAAGAGCAGAUGAGCUCUCUAAAGCAUAGCAGGACCUGGGAGUGGGACUUCUUCCUGAAUGAGGCUAAAAUGAAGAGUCUGGCUAACUGUGUUCAGAUGAGCAAUGUGGCGUUUACGAUGGAACAUUCAAAUGAAAAGAAAUCCCACAGCAAGAGCUCAUUUUCUGUCAAAACCAGCUUGAGUGAUGCCAAGAAAGGGGAGCGAAAAUGUCUAGUUGUGAACGAAGGGAAUGUAGCAGGGACACAGAAGCAGGCUGCUAAUGGGAAAAGCAGAGGGAAGAGGAACUAGAGACCAGGAUGGUAGAGGUAGGAGUAGGACAGGAAGCACACAAAUGGAGACACUAGAGCUGAUGGUGGGGUGGAGAGACAGAGGGAGAGGGAAGACCGUAGACAGGAAUGGAGAGAUGUGAGAUUGAGUUAAUGGGCACAAGGAGUGGAAGGACAGAAUAACAAAUAGAAAAGAGAAAUAGAUAGAGGGUCAAGAGAUUUGGAACAUAGGACGUGGGGAGAGCCAUGUGGAAUGAGUCCCUAGGAACAACCACGUGUCAACAGUGGCUCAGGGUUAGUUGUUUAGCACCACCCACCCCCAAGGCUGUUUGUAAAUUCCCCAAAUGUAAUCUUAUGAGGGUCUGACAUUUGACUCUUUCCUAUAAAAAUAAAUUCCUUAAUAUAAUAAAAUGUGGAUUGUGCUCACUCUAUAAGAUAAUGUGAAGCAUAUCAAUGUCAGCAUUUAAAGGAAAUGUACUGUGAUAUAAUGCAAUGUCCCUUUGACUCUGUAUUUGUGAUCAAUUGCUGCUUAAAUAAAUAGUAUCUUUCCAUCUUUCUAGAAGCUUCUAGAAUUUCCAUGCUGGAAAUGAGCUAUGGCUUGUCACA